AUGCUCGCCUCCGGCCGGUUGUCUGGCGUCGUCGCCCGCGCGGGCAUGAAGCAGCCUGUUCGCUUCCUAUCAACCACACAAAGCAAGGCUCGCGUCCCCAGCUCCAUCAUCUCCACCCUCCCCACUGCUCGCCAGGCUGUCGGGCGUAACGGUUUGCUUCUCAAUGGCGGCCGGAGCACCUUUGCCUCGACCAUGAUCCGUGGUGCGAUGCAAUCUCGGAGUGUUGUCGUUGAGUCCACCGCCGCCGCGCUUAUCACGGCCGCCAAGGUCCACGGUGCCGGUGCGGCCACGAUUGGUCUUGCAGGUGCUGGUGUCGGAAUUGGCACAGUAUUCGGAGCUCUCAUCAAUGGCGUCGCCCGCAACCCGGCGCUCAGAGGUCAACUUUUCUCGUACGCCGUCCUCGGUUUCGCCUUCGCCGAAGCUACCGGCCUGUUCGCCCUCAUGGUUGCCUUCCUCCUCCUCUACGCCUACUAG
This is a messenger RNA of Dichotomopilus funicola, 474 nucleotides long. RefSeq names its product ATP synthase F(0) complex subunit C3, mitochondrial. Gene Ontology annotation, molecular function: proton transmembrane transporter activity. The transcript is spliced from 3 exons. The record is from RefSeq and is a predicted model, not a curated record. Lineage: Eukaryota; Fungi; Ascomycota; Sordariomycetes; Sordariales; Chaetomiaceae. Gene Ontology annotation, biological process: proton motive force-driven ATP synthesis; proton transmembrane transport. Bases 1 to 474 code for a protein of 157 amino acids.